AUUCCAACACACUAGAUACAGCCACUCCCCCCCUCCACCCCCCUAAAACCCACCACCACCACCACCAAAACACCAAAGAUAACGACAAUUGCAACUCGUCCGUAGCAUCCCGACGGCGUCGAAGAAGGAGAAGAAAAAAAAGAGCCAAGAACACGAGAUGUCGUCGAUUUCCUCCGACACCGCAACGAAGCGUAAACGCAGCUCGCGCACCUCUGGCGAAAGCAGCAGCAGCACCACGGACGCCGUUAUGAGCAACGCGCACCCCACGUCGGGCGAAGAAGCCGACGCCGAGCUCUCCUACGACUCCUCGGCCGCCACCAUUCCCGAGGCCACCGUCAUGACCACCGGUGCCAUGCACCCCGCAAAGCGUGCCAAGCGGCAAUCGCGGCAACAGCAUCAGCAGCCUGAUGAGGAGGCGGAUGGGGAGGCGGAGGAGGAGGCAGAGAGUUCCGACAUUGAGCGAGACAGCCGGGAAAGGACCAAGUCGGAGUCCGAGGCGAGCCUGAGGAGCCAGCCGGUCGAGACCGGCGCGAUCCUGCCGCCGGAGGAGCUGGCUGCCCUGUGUCCGGUCGGCUUCUCGAUGAACCCCCCGCCUACUGACCGCCCGGUCAGGGUCUAUGCCGACGGCGUGUUUGAUCUGUUCCAUCUUGGACAUAUGCGGCAGCUCGAACAGGCCAAAAAAGCUUUCCCGAGCACGUACCUGCUCGUCGGUAUACCCAACGAUACCGAGACACACAAGCGGAAGGGUCUUACGGUGCUCACCGAUAAAGAGCGCGCCGAGUCCUUACGGCACUGCAAGUGGGUGGACGAGGUCAUUGAGGAUGCUCCUUGGAUCGUCACGCCCGAGUUCCUGGACGACCACUCGAUCGAUUAUGUCGCCCACGACGAUGAGCCCUACGUCUCUGCCGAGUGCGAUGACAUCUACAAGCCCUGCAAGGAGGCCGGGAAAUUCAUGGUCACGCAAAGAACGGAGGGAAUUUCCACCACUUACAUCAUCACAAAGAUUGUCCGUGAUUACGAGAAAUACAUCACCCGCCAGCUCAAGCGCGGUGCGAGCAGGCAGGAGCUGAAUCUCAGCUGGCUCAAAAAGAACGAGAUGGAUAUCAAGCGUCAUGUUUCCGAGCUCCGAGAGACGAUCAAGAACAAUUGGUCGACAACGGGCCGGGAACUUCGCGACGAAUUCAAGAACUACUGGGCACCUUCACCGCGGCCUUCAAGUCCUUAUCAGUUUGGCACCACGGCUUCCCGGGAGACGCUCGCCUCUCCAGAUAACGGAAGGCUGGCCCCGCAGUGGAGCCAUCUCGAACCGCUAUCGCGACCGCAGAGCCCGCACACCGAGUUUGCCAACGGUUACUCGCUGGGUCUGAUUGGUGGGGUUCGAUCUUGGAUGCGGAAUCGUGCUAGUAGAUCUGGCUCGUUGGCGGCGUCGGACGACAACUCAUCGGACGAGGACGAAUUACAGGACUUGCCUUCGCCCAACUCAAAGAGCCCGCCUGCUGUCGUCGCGACCACCAGCCCCACUACUGCCACUGCCACUGCCACUGCUGAACCGGUGAAGCCGACAUUGAAGAAAAGCGACACAAACAUCUCGAUUGAUUGAUUGAGGGGUGGUACAAGCAACCUGGCACGGACUCAUUGAUGGGUCGCUUCGAUCCGACGGACGCCUGCAUACAAUAAAUAGUGGCGGUCUGGUGUGGUGUGGUGCCUGGAUCUGUAUCACGCUUUUG
Tricharina praecox is the source of this 1727-nucleotide messenger RNA. RefSeq lists its product as uncharacterized. Bases 158 to 1600 code for a protein of 480 amino acids. The record is from RefSeq and is a predicted model, not a curated record. Gene Ontology annotation, biological process: CDP-choline pathway. NCBI's taxonomy places the organism in Eukaryota, Fungi, Ascomycota, Pezizomycetes, Pezizales, Pyronemataceae. Gene Ontology annotation, molecular function: phosphatidylcholine binding; choline-phosphate cytidylyltransferase activity. The transcript is spliced from 4 exons. Gene Ontology annotation, cellular component: nuclear envelope.